Messenger RNA from Cajanus cajan (pigeon pea), 1836 nucleotides. Its product is annotated as aluminum-activated malate transporter 2. Lineage: Eukaryota; Viridiplantae; Streptophyta; Magnoliopsida; Fabales; Fabaceae. The record is from RefSeq and is a predicted model, not a curated record. Gene Ontology annotation, biological process: malate transport.
UCAGGUGCUUUCUCAUGCCCCUCUCUCUAUAAAUAAACAUAGAAGGUGGCUGGUGGAACCUAAUAAUUAAGCAACAACAUCAUAUCUUUGUGCCUUGUUACUCAUUUUCUUGGUUCAAAGAGAGAUGGAAUCUCAAAAUACAAACCAAGAGAAAGAAGGGGUAGUUGGUCGAGUAUUGGCCUUGCCAAAAGUUGUUAAGGAGAAGGUGUUGGGCAUUUCUAGGUUAACAAAAGAGAUAGCAAAAGAUGAUCCUAGAAAAGUGAUUCAUUCAAUAAAAGUGGGUCUUUCAAUCUCGAUGGUGUCUCUAUUUUAUUACUACCAGCCAUUAUAUGAAAAUUUUGGUCUUUCAGCAAUGUGGGCUGUGAUAACUGUAGUAGUGGUUUUCGAUUACACAGUCGGAGCCACUUUAGGACAAGGUUUGAAUUGGACAGUUGGAACGUUUGGAGCUGCUGCUCUAGGUUUUGGGGCUCAUCACUUAGCUAGCCUAUCUGGAGCAACAGCGGAACCCAUAUUGAUUGGCGUGUUUGUCUUCAUGCUAGCUGCCAUAACAUCAUUUAUAAGGUUUUUUCCGAAAGCGAAAGCAAGAUAUGAUUACGGGAUACUUAUAUUCAUCGUGACAUUUUCUUUUAUAUCCGUGUCUGGUUUUCGAGACAAUGAGGUGUUGGAAAUGGUACAUAAGAGACUAUCAACAACUGUUAUAGGGGGUUCGGCUUGUGUGAUGAUUUCCAUUUUUAUUUGUCCUGUGUGGGCCGGCGAAGAGUUCCAUUAUUCCAUCGCCAACAAGUUGGAAAUACUUGGCGACUACUUAGAAGCUUUUGCACAUGAAUACUUCAAGAUAUCAAAAGAAGGAGAAUUUAAAGACAACAAAGGAGAUUCUACAGACAAGUCGGUUUUAGAAGGUUAUAAAAAUGUUCUAAAUUCUAAAAGUAGCGAUGAAUAUCUGGUUAAUUUUGCAAGAUGGGAGCCAGGGCAUGGAAAGUUCAAAUUUCGUCAUCCUUGGGACCUAUACCUCCAAAUUGGUGCCAUUUCUCGUGAGUGUGCAUAUCAAAUGGAAACUCUGAAUGCACACCUUAGUUUUGACGUCCAAGGAUCCUCCAAAAUUCGUUGUACAAUCCAAGAGCUUUGUUUAGAAAUGAGUUUGGAAUCUAGCAAAGUGUUGCAGGAGCUAGGAUCAUCAAUCAAAACAAUGACUAUGUCAUCUUCUUCAAAUACCCAUGUUGCAAAUGCAAAAGUUGUAGUGAAGAGCCUUAAGUCAUUGCUCCAAUCAAGUUCAUCAAAAGAAAUAGACCUUUUAUCACUUAUAUCAAUUAUGACAAUGACUUCAUUACUGAUUGAUAUUGUUGAAUUUAUAGAGAAAAUAGCAGAUUUAGUUAAUGAUCUUGCCACCAUUACACAUUUUCAUAUUGAUGAUACAAGCAAAUCUCCAAAACCAAAAUCAUCACAAUCUCCACACUAUGAUUGUGCUGAAUCGGGUAACAAGACUAAUAACCUCCAACUUAUUAUUCUAGUUGAGGAGUCAACGCUUGCUGUGUCAGAGAGUGAAAAAUCAAUCAUAGUUUGACAAUUCAUAUACAUGUAGGAUUGUAAUAUCCAUCAUUGUUUCAACCUUGGAUCAAAGUUAUUCACAACAAAAAUUAAUGGUGUAUUACACCAUAUUGAGCAUUCAGAAGACAUGAUGUUGCUUAGAUCAUGAAAGGUCUCUUAAAUACAAAUUAAUGUUAAAUUUGUAUCGUGAAUUUCAAGAUUAGUGAGUAUCACUCUCAUUUUAGUUUUCUUUUGUGACAUUAAUAUCAUGUUAACAUAUUUUUUGUAUUAUGAAUUUGUAAUUGUUAAUCA